AUGAUGUCUUCCUACAUGUUUCAGUUUAUUGUUUCAUCCUUUUUUAUUUGCUCUUUCUUCUUGCAAGUUCAACCAUCCUAUGCCAUUGGAAAAUCCUAUGUUGUUUACUUAGGAGCACAUUCUCAUGGCCCAAAUCCUUCUUCUGUUGAUCUAGACUAUGCUACAAAAUCCCAUUAUAGUUUAUUGAGCUCCAUCCUAGGGAGCCAUGAGAAAGCCAAGGAUGCAAUAUUCUACUCCUAUAAUAAACACAUCAAUGGUUUUGCUGCAAUAUUGGAAGAGAAAGAAGCAGAAAAGCUUGCAAGAAAUCCAAAUGUAGUUUCUGUAUCUUUGAACAAAAUGAAUCAAUUGCAUACAACAAGGUCAUGGGAAUUUCUUGGACUAGAGGAAAAUGGUAUAGUUCCUAAGGACUCUAUUUGGGAAAAGGCAAGAUAUGGUGAAGACACAAUCAUUGGUAACCUUGAUACAGGUGUAUGGCCAGAAUCAAAAAGCUUUAGUGACCAUGGAAUGGGUCCCAUUCCAUCAAAGUGGCGUGGAAAUGGAAUUUGUCAAAUUGACAAUUUUAAUGACUCAAACAAAAAUUAUUGCAACAGGAAGCUAAUUGGAGCAAGAUAUUUCUACAAAGGCUAUGAGGCACAUGAAGGAAAACAAAAUGCAUCAUUUUACACAGCACGUGACACACAAGGCCAUGGUUCUCAUACUCUAUCAAUAGCUGGUGGAAAUUUUGUUCAAGGAGUAACUGUUUUUGGAAAUGGAAAUGGAACUGCAAAAGGUGGAUCUCCUAAGUCUCGUGUUGCUGCUUACAAAGUUUGUUGGCCAGGUGGUUGCUCUGAUGCAGAUAUCUUAGCUGGUUUUGAGGCUGCAAUAAGUGAUGGUGUUGAUGUUCUUUCUGUUUCUCUUGGUGGGAGGUCUGAGAAUCUGCUUUCAGAUUCUAUUGCUAUUGGUUCUUUCCAUGCUGUUGAUAGUGGUGUAGUUGUUGUUAGUUCUGCUGGAAACUCUGGACCUUCUUUUGAGACUGUUUUUAAUGUUGCUCCUUGGUUGUUUACUGUUGCUGCUAGCACAAUUGAUAGAGAUUUUACCAGUUAUGUUACACUUGGUGACAACAAGCAAUUUAAGGGAACAAGUCUUUCAUAUAAGGACUUACCAUCACAAAAGUUCUACCCUUUGAUUACUGGUGAAGAUGCUAAACAUUCCUAUGCUCUAUAUAUAGAUGCGAAAUACUGCCGUUAUGGAACACUUGAUGUUGAAAAGGUGAAAGGAAAAAUAGUUGUUUGUCUUGAAGAUGAGUUUUUUGGAAUUGUUGUUGCAGGUCCAGAAGCUUCUUCUGCAGGAGCAGUUGGAAUGAUUUUGGCUAGUGAUAGUGAAAGCUUUUAUGAUUUUAUUGCAUACCCUCAUGUUUUACCAACUUCACAUCUCAAUUAUUCUGAUUCUCAAUAUAUUUCUUCCUACAUCCAAACUCAAAAGAACCCUGUUGCUUACAUAACAAAACCAAUAACAGAAAUUCCAAUAAUUCCAACUCCAGUGAUUGCUUCAUUCUCAUCAAGGGGACCUAACAACAUUCAACCAUCAAUUCUAAAACCUGAUAUCACUGCACCUGGAGUUAACAUAAUUGCUGCUUACUCAGAAGCCACAAGUAUAUCUGGAUUAACAUCAGAUAAUAGAAGGUUUCCUUACACUUCUAUGUCCGGAACUUCAAUGUCAUGUCCUCAUGUUUCUGGUAUUGUAGGUCUUCUCAAAACACUUCAUCCUGAAUGGAGUCCGGCCGCUAUCAAAUCAGCAAUUAUGACCACAGCAAGCAAAUUGGACAACAUCAAAAAACCUAUCAAAGAUAGAUUCUAUGAAAAUGCAUCUCCAUUUGCAUAUGGUUCUGGUCACAUUCAACCUGAUCUUGCUAAAGACCCUGGACUAAUUUAUGAUCUUAAUGUUACCGAUUACUUGAACCUAUUAUGUGCUAUUAAUCAAAACCAUAAAAAAAUUGAGGCUAUUUAUAACAAGCCAUUCAUUUGUCCAAAGUACUCCUACAAUAUGUUGGAUUUCAACUAUCCAACAAUCACAAUACUUGAUCUUGGGGACAAAAUUGUAAAUGCUAGUCGAAUUGUUACAAAUGUUGGGCCUCCAAGUACAUAUAAUGUGAAAACCAAGGCACCUAAUGGAAUUUCAAUUUUGGUUGAGCCAAGUUCAUUGAAAUUUAAUGAAGUUGGUGAGAAGAAAUCAUUUAAGGUUGUUGUGAAAGCUAUGGAUAAUUAUGUGAAGGAAGGUGCUAUAAUGGAUUAUGUGUUUGGUGAGUUAGUGUGGUCUAAUGGAAAUAAUAGAGUGAGGAGUACUAUUGUUGUGAAGCUCUAGUACUAGAAAUGAAUUUCAUGUCAAUCGCCUAGUGUUUAAUUGGGCCAUAAAUAAAAUUAUAUAAAAAAAAGGACCUCUUUUAACUAUUUAUAUUUAUUACAAA
Cicer arietinum (chickpea) is the source of this 2443-nucleotide messenger RNA. Its product is annotated as subtilisin-like protease SBT5.3. Gene Ontology annotation, molecular function: serine-type endopeptidase activity. Gene Ontology annotation, biological process: proteolysis. The record is from RefSeq and is a predicted model, not a curated record. NCBI's taxonomy places the organism in Eukaryota, Viridiplantae, Streptophyta, Magnoliopsida, Fabales, Fabaceae.